Drosophila navojoa is the source of this 1501-nucleotide messenger RNA. Its product is annotated as synaptic vesicle glycoprotein 2C. The record is from RefSeq and is a predicted model, not a curated record. NCBI's taxonomy places the organism in Eukaryota, Metazoa, Arthropoda, Insecta, Diptera, Drosophilidae.
UAAUGAGUUUGAUGCAGUGAUGGAACAGAUUGGUUUUGGAAAGGUUCAUUGCUAUAUUAUGCUUACUUUGGGCUUGCUACAGAUGUUAACCAUACACGAAACAAUGGGAAUGGGUAUUAUUGCACCUUCCGCGGUAUGCGAUCUUCGUAUGAGUCUUGUACAGUUGUCGACAAUAACAGCUGCGGCUUUUUUGGGUAUCAUAUGCUCUUCCUACUUCUGGGGCUAUAUUACGGAUAAAAUGGGUCGUCGAUGGAUUUUAUUACACACUAUAUCCAUUAGUAAUUUUUGUUCAAUAAUUUCAAUGUUUAUGGUCAGCUUUACCAGCUUUUUUGUAAUGCGAUUCCUCACAGGUAUAUUUGUUGCUGGUCCCAGCUUUGUAGCUGUUACGUAUCUCAGCGAGUUUUGCAACAAACAAAUUUUAGCACGCGCUGUAACACACAUGUAUAUGUUUACAGGCUUUGCAAUGUUUUACUGUCCAUCGUGGGCCACUCUCUUUCUUUCCUCAAGUUUCAUGGAUUUCGAGCUGGCUUUAGUGGGUAGACUAACAUUUCGUCCUUGGAGACUUCUCGGGUGCUUGUUUAUGUUACCGGGGGUUAUAGCUUUGGUUUUAUUACUUCACAUGCCUGAAAGUCCUAAAUUUCUAUUUAUGAUUGGUGAUACAAAGCGUGCAUUAGCAGUUAUGGAUUGGAUAAGCAUAAAAAACACAGGCCUUCCUUUAAGUGCUGAUCAGGUAGAGUUAAUGCAAAAAUUUCAGGAAUCGUCUGACGUUAGACGCCACAAACGGUCUAGUAACCUUAUGCAAACUAUGCUUAAUGACGCCAUGCCGCUGUUUCGCAAACCCUAUGUUGGCUUUUAUGUUGGAAGUUGCUCAGUUAUGUUUAGUCUUGGAUUAGUCGCCAACGGCUUAGGUAUUUGGUUUACGGCAAUGCGAAAUCGAUCUAAUAUGCGUCUGGAUAGCAAAGCUGAUAUGACAUUUUGUAAAAUUCUCUUUAGCACGAGACCAAACGAUAUUGAAGAUAGUGAGCCGGACCUGAUUGUUGCUUGUAACGAUGGGUUUAUAGGUUUCAAUGAUUCACUUAUAUUAGGACUCACUUAUAUAAUUCUGUACAACAUUUGUUGGUUUAUGCUUUUUUUUUUACCUCGCAAAGCGAUGUUCAUAGCUGCAUUAGUCAUUUCAUCCUCCUGCGGAUUUGCACUAAUUUUUGUGACUGACCGCUGGUUACAGCUUUUUUGUUUUGUCCUAUUUAUCUCUCUACCUGGUGUUGUCAUUAGCUUGUUGGGUGGUGCACUCCUUGAGUUUGUACCAACAUAUUUGCGUGCUAAGGCGUUGUGCAUUAGUUUGAUGUGGUGUCGCUGGGGCGCAGUAGUUGGAACAACUAUCGUGGGUAUCUAUGUUGAAAAAAGUUGUGAGAUGACCAUUCUUGUUAUUGCCAUAUUUCCGAUGCUUUCAGCCAGCAUUGAGGGCUUUUUACCGCUUUAGAAGGUUAACUAAAUUUAUAAU